GAGAGAGAGAGAGAGAAACAGAAGAAGAAGAAGAAGAAGAAGAAGAAGAAGAGAAGAGUAGAAAGAGAGAGAAAUUUUUUAUUAUUCUUACAGAGAUGGGGCGGUUACGUUGUUCAGUCUCAAUCCUUCUAUCCCUUGCUUUCACGUCCAUCGCCAGUGCAGCUUUCGACGUCGCCACCAUUCCAUUCCAAGAAGGUUACAGUCCUCUAUUUAGUGACUUUAACAUCCACACUUCACCGGACGGCAAGGGCGUCAACCUCCACCUCGACAAAUUUUCCGGUUCUGGUUUCAUCUCCUCAAGCCUCUACAACCAUGGAUUCUUUAGUGCCAAUAUCAAACUUCCGGCCGAUUACACCGCCGGCGUUGUUGUCGCCUUCUAUACAUCGAACGGAGACGUGUUUGAGAAGACACAUGAUGAGCUAGAUAUUGAAUUCAUGGGGAACAUAGGUGGAAAACAGUGGAGCUUUCAGACGAACGUGUAUGGUAAUGGGAGCACCAACAGAGGACGGGAAGAACGGUACCACCUAUGGUUCGACCCAACUCAGGAUUACCAUCGUUACAGCAUCCUCUGGACCCACCAAAACAUCAUCUUCUACGUUGAUGAGGUCCCUAUCAGGGAGGUGCAUAGCGACGCCAUGGGCGGCGACUACCCUUCGAAGCCAAUGGCACUAUACGCAACAAUAUGGGAUGCAUCAUCUUGGGCUACUUCGGGUGGCAGGUAUAAGGUGAAUUACAAGUAUGCACCAUUUGUUGCAGAGUUCAAAGAUCUUGCCCUCCAAGGUUGCCUCGUUGAUCCGAUCCAACAGGUUCCCAAUACUGGAUGCUCCGAGAAGAUUAAUGAAUUGGAGAAAGCAGACUAUGCGGUCAUCACCCCGGCACGCCGUUCUGCUAUGAAGAAAUUCCGGCAGAAUUUCAUGUACUACUCUUAUUGUUAUGAUACCCUCCGGUAUCCGGUCACUCUACCCGAGUGUGUCGUGGAUCCGAUAGUAAAAAGAAGGUUCAAGAACACCGGGACAGUCAAGUUUGGUGGCCGCAGCCAUCGUCGUUCCAAGAAGAUUCGGGUUCCUUCAUCAGCCGGGACCCAUAACUCGGUUCAUGGCAUUUAAUAAUUUUUUUUUUUGCUACGUAAAUGAAAACGUUGUUUAUAUGUAGUGGGUCUUGAUUCUUUCUUUCUUUAGUUAUUCAAUUUUGGAAAUUUUGUUAUUUAUAAUGGAAUUAUUUAUUAGUUUGUAUCA
Molecule: messenger RNA, 1235 nt
Organism: Macadamia integrifolia
Lineage: Eukaryota; Viridiplantae; Streptophyta; Magnoliopsida; Proteales; Proteaceae
Product: probable xyloglucan endotransglucosylase/hydrolase protein 30
Exons: 4
Coding region: 96-1106 (336 amino acids)
Biological process (GO): cell wall biogenesis; xyloglucan metabolic process
Cellular component (GO): apoplast; cell wall
Molecular function (GO): hydrolase activity, hydrolyzing O-glycosyl compounds; xyloglucan:xyloglucosyl transferase activity
Source: RefSeq, a predicted model, not a curated record